GCCUUUUUUAACCUUCUAAAAAUAGUAAAAAUUAAAAAAAAAAAAUGAAAUGGAGACAGAGAGUGUGGAUCUAAGUGUCGGUUCUUGUCUCUUUCUCCAUCUCGCUUUCAUUAGUGUCGGUGUUUAUGUGAGUGAGUGACUGUUAAGCUUUCACUAUUUGGUUGGCUUAAAAAAUCCAAAUGAUGUUACAUUUCUCCUAUACUCCUAGACUUUAGUAAAAGUUCGUUUCUUUUUUAGUGGGUUUCGUCCUGCAAAUUUGCUGGAUUAAUGUGGUCUUGAGAAUUUUAGACUUGUUGGAGUGGGUUUAAGCUUUGGAUUCAAGAAGAAUUGAUUUUGACUGGAGAACAGGGCAAUGGAUCUGGAAGGAGAUGCGGGAGGGCCUAAAAAUGCAAAACAAAAUGCUAUCCAGGUCUGCCAAAUUUGCAGUGAUGAUAUUGGCCUGACUGUAGAUGGAGAGCCCUUUGUUGCUUGCCAUGUUUGUGCAUUUCCUGUUUGCCGGCCAUGUUAUGAGUAUGAGAGGAAAGAUGGUAAUCAGUCUUGUCCGCAAUGCAAAACCAAAUACAAGAGGCAUAAAGGUAGCCCUCCAAUCCGCGGAGAGGAAGUGGAUGAUGCUGAUUUUAGUGAUGUAGAAAAUAAGUCAACUCAUCAUGGAUCGGGGAUUCAAGAUGAGAAAAGUAAGAUAGAGCACAUGCUCGGCUGGGAUUCAGGCUCUGGUCGGAAAGAUUAUGUUCCACCCACUAAUUAUGAUAAAGAUGUUUCUCUUAAUCAUAUUCCUUAUUUGGCUGGUAGACGCUCGGUUUCUGGGGACUUGUCAGCUGCAUCUCCCGAGCGUUAUUCCAUGGCUUCUCCUGAAAGUGGCAGCAGAGGUAAGGGAAAAUUCUUUUCAGUUAUUUUAGACAUUCUUAUGUUGAUUAUUUCUGUAUAUUUUCUUCAAAUUUUUAUGUUAUUACUGGGCUUGUUUGCAGUUAAUAUCAGAGUUGGAGAUCCAGCAAGGGAGUCUGGAUCUUCAGGUUUUGGUAAUGUUGCAUGGAAAGAGAGGAUUGAUGGUUGGAAGGUGAAGCCAGAGAAGACCCCUGCUCCAAUGAGUGUAAGUAAUGCACCAUCAGAAGGCAGGGGAGUUGCAGAUUAUGAUGCCAGCACAGAUGUGCUUAUGGAUGAUUCUUUAUUGAAUGAUGAGACCCGCCAGCCUCUCUCAAGGAAGGUUUCUCUUCCUUCCUCCAGGAUUAACCCUUACAGAAUGGUUAUUGUUUUGCGGCUUAUUAUUCUUUGCAUAUUUUUGCACUACCGAAUAACAAACCCGGUGAGGAAUGCAUAUGCAUUGUGGUUAAUAUCUGUUAUCUGUGAGAUAUGGUUUGCAAUAUCAUGGAUAUUGGAUCAGUUCCCUAAAUGGCUUCCUGUGAACCGGGAGACAUAUCUUGACAGGCUAGCUCUCAGAUAUGAGAAAGAAGGGGAGCCAUCUCAGUUGGCUUCUGUUGACAUUUUUGUCAGUACAGUGGACCCUUUAAAGGAACCUCCACUUGUCACAGCCAAUACAGUCCUAUCUAUUCUUGCAGUUGACUACCCAGUGGACAAAGUUUCUUGUUAUGUUUCUGAUGAUGGAGCUGCUAUGUUGACAUUUGAAGCCCUAGCUGAAACAUCUGAAUUUGCUAGAAAAUGGGUUCCAUUCUGUAAGAAAUACAGCAUUGAACCACGAGCUCCAGAAUGGUACUUUGCACAAAAGAUUGACUACUUAAAAGAUAAGGUUCAUCCAUCAUUUGUUAAAGACCGCAGAUCUAUGAAGAGAGAAUAUGAAGAAUUUAAAGUUCGUAUCAAUGGGCUUGUGGCAAAGGCACAGAAGGUUCCUGAUGAAGGAUGGGUUAUGCAAGAUGGUACACCUUGGCCUGGUAAUAACACCAGAGAUCAUCCGGGAAUGAUCCAGGUUUUCUUGGGCCAUAGUGGAGGAUUUGACAGUGAGGGUAAUGAACUUCCACGACUAGUCUAUGUAUCUCGUGAAAAGCGUCCCGGUUUCCAGCAUCACAAGAAGGCUGGUGCCAUGAAUGCACUUGUGCGUGUUUCAGCAGUUCUUACAAAUGGCCCCUUCUUAUUAAAUCUUGAUUGUGACCAUUACAUAAACAACAGCAAGGCAUUGAGAGAAGCUAUGUGUUUCCUAAUGGAUCCUAAUCUUGGGAGAUCAGUUUGUUAUGUCCAGUUUCCCCAGAGAUUUGAUGGUAUCGACAGAAAUGAUCGAUAUGCCAACCGCAACACAGUUUUCUUUGAUAUAAAUUUAAGAGGAUUGGAUGGCAUCCAAGGCCCUGUGUACGUGGGUACAGGUUGUGUUUUCAAUAGAACAGCCUUGUAUGGCUAUGAACCUCCUCUCAAGCCUAAGCACAAGAAACCAGGAUUCUUGUCUUCAUGCUUUGGCGAUUCACGAAAGAAGAGUUCUAAAACAAGCAAAAAGAACUCUAGUAAGAAAAAAUCAAGCAAGCACGUCGACCCUACUUUGCCAGUGUUCAACUUGGAAGAUAUAGAAGAAGGGGUUGAAGGUGCUGGAUUUGAUGAUGAGAAGUCAUUACUUAUGUCACAAAUGACACUUGAGAAAAGGUUUGGUCAAUCGACUGUGUUUGUAGCUUCAACACUUAUGGAGAAUGGUGGUGUUCCUGAGUCUGCCACUCCAGAGUCUCUACUCAAAGAAGCUAUUCAUGUCAUUAGCUGUGGAUACGAGGACAAGACAGACUGGGGAAGCGAAAUAGGAUGGAUAUAUGGUUCUGUUACAGAAGAUAUCCUCACAGGAUUUAAGAUGCAUGCUCGCGGUUGGAGAUCAAUCUAUUGCAUGCCACACCGCCCUGCCUUUAAAGGUUCUGCUCCUAUUAACCUCUCUGAUCGUCUGAACCAAGUGCUUCGAUGGGCUUUAGGUUCAGUUGAAAUUCUUUUUAGCCGCCACUGCCCCAUAUGGUAUGGCUAUGGUGGAAGGCUAAAAUGGCUUGAGAGAUUUGCUUAUGUCAAUACCACUAUUUAUCCUGUCACGGCCAUUCCUCUUCUUGCCUACUGUACAUUGCCAGCUGUCUGUCUUCUUACCGGAAAGUUCAUUAUUCCACAGAUCAGUAACAUUGCUAGUAUCUGGUUCAUAUCACUCUUUCUUUCCAUUUUUGCUACCGGUAUUUUGGAAAUGAGAUGGAGUGGAGUUGGAAUUGACGAAUGGUGGAGAAAUGAACAGUUUUGGGUUAUUGGAGGAGUGUCAGCUCACUUAUUUGCCGUUUUCCAAGGCUUGCUUAAAGUUCUUGCUGGAAUAGACACCAAUUUUACUGUCACUUCCAAAGCAUCAGAUGAAGAUGGAGAUUUUGCCGAGCUUUAUAUGUUCAAAUGGACUACUUUACUUAUCCCACCAACUACCCUUCUUAUAAUUAACCUGGUUGGUGUAGUUGCUGGGAUUUCUUAUGCCAUUAACAGUGGAUAUCAAUCUUGGGGUCCUCUCUUUGGCAAGCUAUUUUUCGCUUUCUGGGUGAUUAUUCAUUUGUAUCCUUUCCUAAAAGGUUUGAUGGGACGGCAGAAUCGGACACCUACAAUUGUUGUUGUAUGGUCAAUUCUUCUUGCUUCUAUCUUCUCCUUACUUUGGGUUCGCAUUGACCCUUUCACAACACGAGUGACUGGCCCGGACGUCCAGCAGUGUGGAAUCAACUGCUAGAGGAAAAUGCUGGUGCAAAACAUAAUAACGUCAUAACACGCGGAAAUAAGAAGAAUUCCGGAUCUUUAUUCUGAUAUUCUGAGUUGGGAGAAUUUUUGAAGGCAUAUGGUUUUAACUUUGUGUAAUGCAAGUCUGGUUUAUUAACUGUUCCGAGAAUUAUAGGUGAAUUACCUCCUCCUUAUAUUUAAGCUAAUUUUUCAUUUUUUCAUUUUCUUAUUUUUAGUUUGAUUUUUCGGCUUUUUUACCAAGUUGAAUAUAGUUUGUUUAGUCAGCUUAUUUUUUAAUUUAUCAAAGUGAAUGUUUGUUGAUGAUGCUCUUCAAUUUCUUGUAUUUAUAAUGUAAGCAAUAAAGAAUCUAUUUCUUAAA
Messenger RNA from Jatropha curcas, 4027 nucleotides. The record is from RefSeq and is a predicted model, not a curated record. NCBI's taxonomy places the organism in Eukaryota, Viridiplantae, Streptophyta, Magnoliopsida, Malpighiales, Euphorbiaceae.